This is a messenger RNA of Rodentolepis nana, 1902 nucleotides long. The record is from the annotation of a GenBank genome assembly. NCBI's taxonomy places the organism in Eukaryota, Metazoa, Platyhelminthes, Cestoda, Cyclophyllidea, Hymenolepididae.
AUGUUGCGUAUUUUCUCUUUACCUCUAAAGCCUUGUGCAUAUGUUCAACGCACUUUUGCCACUAUACUGAAUAACAAAAUUAUUUUCACUCCAUCCUGCAUCAAGAAACUCAAAGAAAUUGGUGAAGAAAAUGGUUUACUUCGGGUUAUUGUGGAUAGUGGUGGUUGCUCUGGCUUUCAGUAUAAAUACGAAGUAGACACGGCAAUUAAUAGUGAUGACCUUAUUAUUGAAAGUUCCGGUGUCCGUGUUGUCGUCGAUUCCCAGUCUAUGCAAUUUAUUGAGGGCUCAAAACUCGACUAUGAGGAAGAAUUGAUCCGAUCCGGUUUUCGUAUUCAAAACAAUCCGAAAUCUGAGAAGGGCUGUUCAUGCGGCUCUUCAUAUUUCAAGGUUAUUUUUAUGCAGAUGUCUGAAGUGACAAAAGAGUUUGUCAUAGUUGAUGAUAUAACUUCGGUCAUGAAAUCUGGACCUGAAGAUGCAUCAGAUGAUAUUCCGGAUGAGUUAUUAUUAAGCACUGAUGUUAUAAUGGAAGAUUGUGAUCAACAUGCAGUUAAUUGGUCAUCUGUUGGGCGCACUCCUUUUGCCUCAAUUGAGAAGGAAUACUCACACGAUGCUCGUAACAUAUUCAUUAAUAACAACUAUCUCCGUGGGUGCAAGUGGUCUCCAGAUGGUUCUUGCCUUUUAACUCAAAGUUUUGAUAACACUUUUCGUCUUUUCGAAUUUGAUCAAGCGGAUUUUGAAAAUGACCUCCUUACCUCAGAACCUACACCCAAGUUGAGAAUCGAGGAGAAUUUUCCCGUUCUUGAUUACUGUUGGUAUCCGUUUAUGAACUCGAAUAAUGAUCUAACCUGUGUUUUCAUUAGCGCUAGGGAACGAUCCUCAAUUCGAAUGUGGGAUUCCAUGACAGGGGCUUUGCGUUGCACCUAUUUACCCACAAAUUUGAAUAAUGAAGUGGAGGAUGUUAAGAGUAUUGCCUUCUCUUCCGAUGGUUCUUGUAUAUUUUGUGGAUUUAAACGGUUUAUCAAGGUGAUAAACACUGAGCAUCCGACCAUUAUGCGACGAAUACCUAAUUGUGGUCAAAAGCCAAAAAUGAAAGGCAUUAUCUCAGCUAUUUCAACACCACCCUACAAUGAGAGCAGUGGCAGUGGGUUAUAUGCUCUGGGCACCUUCCAUGGAACUGUUAACAUAUAUUCCAUGACAGGCGAAAGCGAACCUAUCAUUGAGUGUGCAAAUACGGGAUCUCGGGGUGUCUCGCAGUUGAAGUUUCUCUCUGAUCGGUUCCUUAUUGCUGGUGGUCGAGUCGAUGGAAUGAUUCGAAUGUGGGAUUUAGCGGGAACCUCCAAAGAGCCCUGUUUAACCCUCCACAGGCGCGUUGAAAACUAUCAACGCUUUCAUUUCGACGUUGACUCUACAGGCACCUAUCUCUUCACGGGUAAUCAGACAGGUGCGGUAUUUUGUUACAACCUCUCAACCGGGGAGCUGGAAUCUGCAUGGCGUGGCCAUGAUGACAGUUGCAAUGGAAUAUCCAUCCAUCCCUCCAAACCGAUCCUCGCUACUGCUGCGGGUCAAAGAAGACCCAUAGGAAUGCCAGAGGAUUCAGAAGAGGUAGAUGAAGAUGAAAUGCCACGGAAUUUGACUGAUGAAGAAGCUGUGAUGAUUUGCAAGAAUCCUGAAAAUAUGACCUCCAAUCUGCCUCAAACACCUCUGCGUUUGUACUUUUACCUAAUGCGGAAAGUGCGUCAGUUGCCUGUGGAGACUCGACCUUAUUACACCAAUUACAUACGUCAGAAUUUUCGACAGCAUGCCGAUGAGGACGAUCCGGAGAACAUAAAAAUCAUGAUCGCAACUGCUGUCUCCGACAUGGACUGGUUGUUGGCAAAGUACUCAAAACGGAGGAAUCAGUAG